Molecule: messenger RNA, 182 nt
Organism: Acaulospora morrowiae
Lineage: Eukaryota; Fungi; Glomeromycota; Glomeromycetes; Diversisporales; Acaulosporaceae
Source: the annotation of a GenBank genome assembly
CUAAGAUUGCAAAGAUAGGCGUCUAUUUUGAGGCACUAAUCGCGGAACGACAAUCUGUGAAGGGAAAAAUGGGUGGAGAAGACAUGAUCAAUGAAGAUGGUUCUGAUUGUGUGAGCGAUUGGAUAUCAGUUUCAGAUAACACUCCUGAAACAAAAAGAACAAGCUGCUCACAAAAACAAUAA